AUGCUAAGUCAAAUCAAAUUGCAAUCAGUUCCUAUGGAAUACAAGUCAGCUAGUAAUAUUAGUCAUACAUCGAAGCUGCAAAAUAUGGCGAAGCCUGACAACGAGAACAAUCGUGCUGUUAUUUCCAACGGUAAUGGCAACAGCAAUAAAGUGUCCCCAGGAAAUGAAAAAGGUAACAUUGGCAAUAGCAGUAAUGGAGGCUCAAAGAAGCAAAGAAAUGUUCCAUUUGAGUUGACUGCGUACGGUACUACACCAUCGGGAAAACCUCGAUUGUUUGUCUGUCAAACUUGUACGAGAGCUUUUGCAAGGCUAGAACAUCUUCGUAGACAUGAGAGAUCCCACACGAAGGAGAAGCCAUUUAGCUGCGGUGUCUGUCAAAGGAAAUUUUCUAGAAGAGACUUAUUAUUGAGGCAUGCCCAAAAGUUGCAUGCUGGAUGUGCCGAUGCUAUUACAAGAUUAAGAAGAAAAUCGCUCAAAAGAAAAUCUGUCGGUUCCAACGAUUUAGAGGAUGACGAGGGUGCCAUCAAGCAAGAAUCUGGAAACAGUAUGUCCCCUCAUAAUUCAGGAGAAGACGUUCAGUUCAAUCUUAAUUUAUUCAAUUCAGGGGCUUCUCCACCUCCUGUCACAUCGAAACGAAACUCAGCAAAAGACCAGGGAGGUAUAAACUUGCAAAGAAAAGUAUUCGAACAAAGGCACUUGAGAAGAGGUGCUUCAUUUUCGGCGCAAUCGGGAGCAAACUAUGCUGUUGGUGGGUCUGACUUCCACGAUAUUUACCCAGGUACCGAUAAUAUAGAAUUCUCAACACCACAAUUGUUACCUUCGACGUCCAGCGAAGAGCUGAGCUGGUUGAAUAAUUUAAAUGCGAUUCCUGGUAUGGUAAACAAAGAUAGUCAUGAAUAUAAAAUCAGUAAUAAUUUAUCCUCUGGAGGCUUGAGACAACCCUCAAUUACCUCCCAUGGAAAUGAAAAUCCAUUUCCAAUGGAUGUAUCUCAUCAUGGGUCUUUUUCGAGCAAUCUCAAUACUCCAGGGAAUCAUAGAUCAGACUCUUUGGCUAGCACUAGCUCAUUCAAUACGUUAGAUAGUAUGGGAAACAUGCAGUAUAUGGUACCAACAGCAACGAUAUCUAAUCAGGAACUAUCAAAUUUCAAGAAUGAAAGAUCGUUUAAAGAUUAUGGGUACUCCUUUUAUGAUAUUCCUGAGUCAAUGCUCUCUGCGAAACAAGAUCCUUCCAAACAACAUUACAAUCCCCACUCAUCAUUAACACCGAUACGGCAAGAGGAAGACGAUGCUUCUCAACACGAGACAAAUUCGAAUUCUAAUACCGUAUCCAAUAAUUUUGAUUUGAAUUUUUUGAAUGACAUUGAAGAUUUAACACACGAAUAUGACGUGAAUUACAAGUUUAUGCCCAAUGGUUACUCCUUUUAUGGUGAUAGUCAAUCUGCUUCUUCGUCGGGUAUAGGUUCUAAUUCCCCCCAUGUUGUGACACCACCUUCUGGUGGAAUGAAUUUUCCAAUGUCUAAUAACGAUCAUCAUGAUGGUACGUUAAGUCAAACUCAACUACUCAAUAUUGAAAACGAUUUGAAAAAGAAGAGCAUCCAAAGACUGAAUCACUUCUCCAGGAACAAACUAUUUACUAAUAAACUUAGAUAUUUAAUUAAUAAGGCAUUGAGCAAGUACCCGAUCAGUGGAAUUAUGACUCCAAGUAUUCCUUCCAAUGAACGUUUGGAGUAUUAUCUUACCACUUUUAUCAACAUAUUCUUGGCUCAUUUCCCUUUCAUUCACGUAUCUAAGCUCAACGAAUACGAAAUAAUGAGUAUGACUGUGAACGAAGAUGAAACGAAUGAAAGUGCAAGAGUUUGCUUACCUUUGCUAAUUGCUACUAUUGGAGCACUAUUAGCAAAUAAUAAAAGCCACGCCGAGCACCUAUAUGAGGCGUCAAGAAGAACGAUUCACAUUUAUUUGGAAAGUAGAAAAAGUCAAGCUGAUAAUUCGACCCUGUCUAAUCAACCUUCCAAUCCUUUAUGGUUAAUCCAGUCAUUGACACUUUCUGUUAUAUUUGGAUUAUUCUCUGAUAAUGAGAAUAAUGUCUACAUAGUCAUAAGACAAUUGAAUGCUCUUAAUUCUUUGGUUAAGGCUUCUGUUAGAUCCAACAGACAUAUUUUGUUUGCUGUUAAUGGCGAGGACGAGGAGAACUUAAAUAUCGAUAGACAAAAGCAAAAUAAUUCUUUAUUUCCAAAUUUUAGCAUCAAUGAUGAAAUAAAAUUCAAGAAUAGCAUUGUUUUGCAGUCGCAAGUAAGAAUUGUAUUCAUGAUCUACAGGUUGACAAACUUUCUCUUGAUGAUGUAUAAUGUACCACUAAGUUUAUCAAUUAAUGAUUUGGGGAAGUUGACUUGUCCAAGCUCGGAUGAUGAAACUUUGUGGAGCUUUAAAAGCUAUCAUAAUUUUCAAGAAUACCAUCAGCUGAAUCAUUUAGAGAGGACUUUAGAAUCCUACUUGAGUGAUGAAAAUAAAUUUGUUUUUAAGGAUAUUUUGAAAUUGGUAGAUCCCAAUAUUGCGGAGAAUUCAGCAUUGGUGCAUGAGUUACUGAAUUUAAGUAAAUUUGGCUUUACUACUUUAGUUCAUGGUUUGUUUGAAGUCAAGCAAUACCAAGAAAUGAAAGAUGUAGACAUGUUUUCAGUUCUAGACAAUUUAACCAGGUGCAUGAAGUCAAAACCUACUGUAAAUGAAUAUAGCAAGAUGCAGCAGGACUUCGAGAAGCUAGACUAUGCUUUAUUGGUUAACUUUACGAAAAUUAGUUCUUUGGUUGAUUUUAAAUUAGCAAAAGAACAAAGUUGGUUAAAGAACUUUGAUGAAUUGACGAAAAACUAUAAUAAAUCAAUGCUUGACAGCCUAAAUUUAGUAAGUGAAUUCGACUUUUUGAAGAUUGUUGAUUGCAGCGUUAUGAUUAUAAAAUUGAUUUUGUUUAAGACCGAUGAUGCAAUCAAAGGGGAUGAACACGAGAAUGGAUUAUUCAACAAUGACUUUGACUUCCUGAACUUAUACAAUAGUGACAAUAACUCCUUGUUUAAAGCUGCUAGUAGUAAUGAUUUUAACCCUCUGAUGUCUGAUUCUCAUUGUGAAAACACAUCAACCAAUUUUGAGAAGAUGCUCAACUUGAAGGUUUUUGAUGAAUUUGAUAAUUCAAAGAAUUCAAUUCAUUCACAAAUGUUGUUCCAUGUUUUCAUGAUCCUUUCCGUUUUCGCAAUAUACAUGGUUAAGAGAAAUAAUAGUGAAGAAAUGAUGCAAGAUUUUCAGAAUUUGUCAUUCGAAUUGAAUCAGAGAUUCAAGGUUACUAUGGAGCUCUUGAAUAAAAUAGAGGAGUUCUUGAAGGUUAAGUACAAGGGUGCCAAUACAAACGUUAAGUUGGACAAUGAAUUUACCAAUAUGUGUCUAUAUUCGUCAUCUUCAAAUGUAUUCUCGUUGGAAAAAGUACUAUAUAUUCUUAAAGUUGGUGAAUUGACUUUGUCUUAUAUGUAUGAAUCGAACAUGAAAGUGAGCAUCUUCAAAAAGUUAGCAGGAAGUUUAUCCCAAAUCAGAAAAUUUCUUAUUGAUAAUGAGGCAAGAAUAGUUGGAAGCUGA
Messenger RNA from Priceomyces carsonii, 3618 nucleotides. It is a transcript of the gene ADR1, whose product is annotated as DNA-binding transcription factor. The record is from RefSeq and is a predicted model, not a curated record. Lineage: Eukaryota; Fungi; Ascomycota; Pichiomycetes; Serinales; Debaryomycetaceae. Gene Ontology annotation, biological process: regulation of transcription by RNA polymerase II. The coding region runs from base 1 to 3618 and encodes 1205 amino acids. The transcript has a single exon. Gene Ontology annotation, cellular component: chromatin. Gene Ontology annotation, molecular function: RNA polymerase II cis-regulatory region sequence-specific DNA binding; DNA-binding transcription factor activity, RNA polymerase II-specific.